ACUGACCUGGGAUCCCAAACAAGCAUCAAUCACCAGAAAACUCAGACUCUGCACCGACCUGACACCUGCUUACGGACACAACUGGGAAAAGCAAGGGCAAGACAGAACCAGUGAGAGAGAUAAAGGAGACUAAGCAGAGACUAAGGGUCACUGGCGAGAAGUUAGUCUUUCAUUAGUCUGUCUCCAAUUUCGUCUGGGAGGGGUAGAGGAAGGAACAGAUUAGUGACGGUGCUGCACAGGACAAGAUCAGAAGGGAGAAACAGUGAAGAAAACAGUGAGCAUCUUUGGGUAACAGAAGCAAAGAAAAAUAGGAAAACCUGUAGUCUGGUUCAAUAUGUGGUCUCUGGCCAUAGUUUGGAUCUCCAGCCUGCUUGUGAGCACCCAGGCUCAAGGCAGUGCCAGCAUGUGGAGAGGGAAUGACCGCAGUGGCCGCUGCCAGUACAGCUUCACUGUGGCCAGCCCAACAGAGGCCAGCUGCCCGUCUGUGGGAUCCGGACCGGAGAUGGAAGCCCUGAAAUCUCGACUGGGGCUGCUGGAGGUGAUGGUAGCCCGUCUGGCUGUGGGGGGAGGCACCAAGGGCUACGGCUGGGACAGGGCCCAGGAAGCUUACACCCAGGCCAUGGGGGAGAAGGCUCAGCUGCAGAGGGAGAAGAACAGACUAGCCCAGCAGGUAGAUGAGCUCCAGCAGAGAGUGGCUGAGCUUCAGAAGGAGGCCGAGAAGCUGAGGAGCACACCCUGCCAACAGCUGCCUCCUCCAACUGUGCCGCAGCACGACAGUGGUCUCCGGCCUGGAGCUGGCCCUGCCCUCUCACAUCUGGUGUCCAGACCAGGCAGGACACAAGGAGACACAAGCAGCCUGAGAGAUCCAUCUUGGCAGUAUGGCAGUCCAGGAUACCAGGAGCUGAAGGCUGAAGUGGCUGAGGUUCCUGCCCCAAGGCCAGAAGACACUGAAGAUUACACAGGCUGCGGUGAGCUUCUGUCUGUGGGAGAGCCAGUGACCCACCGCAAGGCUGAUACCAUCGCCGGUAAGUAUGGCGUGUGGAUGCAGGAUCCAGAGCCUGUGGCACCAUAUGGCCCAGGUAUGGUGUGGCGAAUUGACACCAUAGGCUCUGAGGUCCGGCAGCUCUUCGGCUAUGAAGACAUGGCGCAGCUGUCCCGAGGCUUCCCCACCAAAGUUCUGCUCUUGCCCGAGGCUGUGGAGAGCACAGGGGCCACGAUGUACCGCGGAUCACUCUACUACCAGCGGCGCCGCAGCCGUACCCUUAUACGUUACGACCUGGCCUCAGAGAGUGUGGCUGCCCGCAGAGACCUGCCCCACGCCGGCUUCCAUGGACAGUUCCCCUACUCCUGGGGCGGCUACACAGACAUCGACUUUGCCGUAGACGAGGAGGGGCUGUGGGUCAUCUACAGCACCAACAAAGCCAAGGGUGCCAUUGUGAUCUCUCAGCUGGACCCCCACAGUCUAGAGGUGAAGAGGAGCUGGGAGACCAACAUUCGCAAGACCACCGUGGCCAAUGCCUUCAUGAUCUGUGGGAAGCUGUACACAGUGGCCAGCUACACCUCACCCAACACCACUGUCAACUACAGCUUCGACACAGCCACCAGCCAGAGUAAAGCCAUCUCCGUGCCAUUCAAGAACCAGCACCGCUACAACAGUAUGAUAGACUACAACCCUAUUCAGAGGAAGCUCUUUGCCUGGGAUAACUACCACAUUGUGUCGUACGACGUGCGACUGGGCAAGCAACAGUGAAGCACUUUGCAGGGAGGGUGGUUAUAAAGUCAUUAUGGAAGGGAUUAACCGAUCAUAGACUGCAAAAACAAGUUAUAUUGGCUUUGUGAUUGUUCAUAAACUAUCAUGAUAAGAAUUUCAUAGCAUUUCCAUUGAAUGUUGUAAACAUAAUACAUACAAGUGCCAGCAAGAUCAUAGUUAAGCAAUCAGGCUUUGAGAAGCAGAUGCCAGAUUUCUAGUUUGGUUCCUUUUAUUACUAAGCCAAAAGUGUACCUAUAGAUUUACAGGUAAUCAGUCUUAUCAAGCUGCUCUGGUCUCCCCUAGUCUGAGGCUGCUCAUAGCUUUCUGAUCAACUUUUACUGUGGUCGAAUUUCUACUUUUAAGUCAGCUAUAAAUAUUCCAUUAUGGACAAUUUGCCUGUUUGUUUUGUGUUUAACAUUGUUCAUGCGGCAUCACUGCCAAAAGGCUUUUUUUUAAGCGAGAUUUUAUGUAUUCUUUUUCAUUGCAGUGGCAUGGCCCACUUAAUGUGUUAAUAGAGAUUAUUUUUCUACCUUUGCUUAUCUGCUGUGUGUGUUUUUGUGUAUAGCACUGAAAAUAUGUCAGAGAGGGGACAUCCAGCAUACCAACAUUAAAAAAAAACCCCACACAACACCUUUAAUUCUCCCGCUCUCAAAUAAUUCUCCCAGCUUUUCAGAACCUGUCAAUACUCUGCUCAGCUAAUACAGCAUUGUACUGGUAUGGUUAUACAUAGAAAAAAUCUGUACAAAUUUAAAUUCAUUAACACUAAAUAAAGAUUAUACUGAACAAUG
Colossoma macropomum (tambaqui) is the source of this 2538-nucleotide messenger RNA. It is a transcript of the gene myoc, whose product is annotated as myocilin. NCBI's taxonomy places the organism in Eukaryota, Metazoa, Chordata, Actinopteri, Characiformes, Serrasalmidae. The record is from RefSeq and is a predicted model, not a curated record. Gene Ontology annotation, biological process: osteoblast differentiation; signal transduction. Gene Ontology annotation, cellular component: Golgi apparatus.